AUGUACAACACUAGAAGUUCAAGUGGCGGUAGUCACGGUAAUCAGUAUAUCAAAAAGAUUGAAACUUUCAGACAACAACAACAUCAACUGCAGCAGCAACAACAGCAACAACAAACAAUGUCUAAUGUGGACAAUUGUGUAACAUCAAAAACAACUACUCCAAUGAAAAAAUCAAUUCAACAACAAUCCAUGCCCUUGCAUGAUGCACCAUCACAACAAACAACAUGUUCUAAACCAGUUGUCCAAACUCAAAUACCGACAGCCUCAGUUACUCAAACGUCUCCAGUAAAAGAUUUUGAGAAUAAACGAAUAAAACUUGAAGUUGAAAGUUCAAUUAGCGAGAAGUCAGAAGUAAAAUGGCCUGUCAAACGAAAAAUUAAUAAGAAAGAACGGAAAAAGCGCUUGAAUGCUCGAAUGCGUCGUUUAGUAUCUCCCAAAAGUCCAUUAAUGGUAUUUUCUGAGUUGUUCAAGGAUGUACCAAUUCAAUUACAAGAGCACUCAAUAAAUAAUGUUACUGGUUACACUGCUACACUUGAGAUUGAUGGUCAGAUGUAUUCUGCAAAUCACAUCUCCAAGACUCAGGCCAAACAAAAGGCAUGUGAAAAUUUCUUGCGCAUUAUGUUGGCUAAAAAAAUAAGUGAGCGAUCUGAAAAAAAAGAAGAAUCUCCCAUAGAAACAGUGACGGUAGAUGGAGAAAAUGGUACUGUACAGAAACCUAACGGACCCCCACAGGAAGAUUUCCCGUGGCCACAUUUUGCUUCAUUAGCUAUGCAUAACUUAUUACAUCAAUGGGAGCUACAGCCUGUUUCAAAAGCUAUUAAUUUACAAGAAGAACAACCAAAUGCCAUAAAAUCACCACCAAAG
Molecule: messenger RNA, 864 nt
Organism: Macrosiphum euphorbiae (potato aphid)
Lineage: Eukaryota; Metazoa; Arthropoda; Insecta; Hemiptera; Aphididae
Source: the annotation of a GenBank genome assembly